This is a messenger RNA of Vanrija pseudolonga, 1237 nucleotides long. RefSeq names its product putative protein in proB 3'region. The transcript is spliced from 6 exons. The coding region runs from base 77 to 1177 and encodes 366 amino acids. The record is from RefSeq and is a predicted model, not a curated record. Gene Ontology annotation, molecular function: NAD binding. NCBI's taxonomy places the organism in Eukaryota, Fungi, Basidiomycota, Tremellomycetes, Trichosporonales, Trichosporonaceae.
UGCAACUCGAGUGCUGACAGAGCAAGGCCAGUGGGUACCGAGCCAUCAGCAGUAGCAGCAAGCAUCUAGCUUUAAAAUGUCGCUCCAGACCGACACCAUGACCAUCCCCACCUACUCGACCAUCGCAGUCACGCUCGACCUGUCCGAGGCGUCGCUCGCCAAGCUGCGCAAGUCGUUCGCGACGGUGCACUACCACCCGGAGGGCGACGUGCCCAAGGAUGUGCUGGCGGACAUUGACGUGUGGUUCACGCGCUGGCUCGGCCUGCCCCAGUGGCUCGAGUUCAAGGACAUUCCCAACACCAAGGUCGUGCAGCUGACUUCGGCCGGCGCCAACCACGCGCUCCACGUCCCGGCCCUCGAGUCGGACGCGGCGAAGAAACAGAUCGCAGUGUGUGGAGCUUCGGGCAUCCACGUCCUCACGAUCCCGCAGUACAUUAUCGGCCAGAUCGUUGCGCUCUACUUCAACUUCCAGAACUCGCACUACAUUGCCAGGUCCGAAAAGCGCUGGGUCAAGCGCCCCGAGCUGCGCUACCGUCCCGAGUCGGCCUCGGGCUUUUUCAUCGGCGCGCACUCUCUGCGCGGGCGCACGGUCGGCCUGCUCGGCUACGGGCACAUUGCGCGCGAGACUGCGCGUCUUUUGCAGGCGUUCGGCGCGAUUGUUAUCGCUGCCAACUCGACCGGCGAGCGCAAGGCCGACGACGGGUACAUUAUCCCCGGGACGGGCGACGUCGACGGGUCGAUCCCCAAGGCGUUCUACUCUACCGCUGACGAGGCGAGCUUUGGCGAGUUCCUGUCCCAGUCGCAGAUCCUCGUCGCGUCCCUCCCCUCCACGCCGGCGACAAAGUGGCUGCUCACGAAGGAGCACCUCGCCAAGCUCCCCAAGGACGCACUCUUCAUCAACGUCGGCCGCGGAGACCUCGUCCACUCGGAAGACCUCCUCGCGUCCCUCGACUCCAAGGACGGCAUCGUCGCCGCCGGCCUGGAUGUUACCGACCCCGAGCCGCUGCCCGACAACCACCCCCUCCUGUCGCACCCCCGCGCGCUCAUCACCCCCCACACGUCGUCAGACUCGGCGACCUACUUUGACGAGGCGACAAACCUCCUCCUUGCCAACGUUGAGCGCCUGCGCGCCGGCGGCAAGCCCAUCAACCGUAUCGACCCCGUCAAGGGCUACUAGGCGUCGUUGGGGACAUUAGAGAUCUUGUAGUGGCAAUAUGCAGUGUGCUUGAGGUUUACA